AUGGCUGGGCUGUUGCGGCCCAGAGGGGAUGAACUGGCUGUUGAAAACACAGCGCGUGCGGCUGACGUUGUGUUGUCUCAGUGUUAUGACCUCGAGAUAGCCGUUUCUCUCGCUGCAUCUACAGUAGCAUCAACAUCAGAUCACCUCGCACUCCAUCUCCCACCGGCUUCUCUAAGCCACUCCAAGCCACUCCACUCCCCCAAUAUGAUAAUCUCACGCCUCCUCUCCAUCGGCCUGCGCAUCGCCCAGUUCGUCUUCGCAGCCAUCGUCCUCGGCCUAACCGUCGACUUCCUCUACGAGCGCACACGCUACAGCGUCGGUCCCUCAGGCCGCACAAUCUUCUCCAUCAUCUAGUCCUCGCUUUCGGUUCUGUUCUCCAUCGUCUGGACGAUUCCCUCUAUGACGGGUUACGUGCUGCAUACAUUCCCUACUCCCAUCCCAUAGCAUCAUAUCACAUUAUAUCACAUCCUCAACAUACGCCAAC
This is a messenger RNA of Dothidotthia symphoricarpi CBS 119687, 484 nucleotides long. RefSeq lists its product as uncharacterized. The record is from RefSeq and is a predicted model, not a curated record. The transcript is spliced from 2 exons. Bases 1 to 354 code for a protein of 117 amino acids. Lineage: Eukaryota; Fungi; Ascomycota; Dothideomycetes; Pleosporales; Dothidotthiaceae.